CUCACUAUUCUUACAAAAUGAAAUUAAUAGUUCUCGGUCUACUUUAUUUGCUCUGGGCUGUCGCAUUGGCAGAUGAUCCUGAGGACCCAUCAGAUGAGGUUGAUGGAGAUGAGAUUGACGAUGAAGAUGAGAUUGACGAUGAAGACGAGAUUUCCGGGACUGAAUUCAUCGAUCAUUCACAGCCAUGGCCAGUAUCGUUUUUCUACGUUGAAGAUCCAUUUGUACUAUCAAUCACUAGAAAGCUCAAUUGGUUUGAGGCGACCGCAGCCUGUGCUGCGAGAGACUUCUCCUUAGUCUCCAUUGGAAGUUUAAGCAAGCAGAGACUGCUGUAUAACACUAUUAUUAAAUCUGGUCUUCAGUAUCAAAUGAACGAGCCAGUCUGGACUUCAGGAUCCAAUUUGGCAAAUCAUGCCGUGUGGAGCUGGUAUUCAACUGGAAGAUUUUUCACCUACCGCAAUUUCCAGGAUCAGAAUGUUUAUGCUGAAGAUCGUUGCAUGGCUUAUAACACACUCAGCGGUCGUUGGACCGCCGAACUUUGCACUGCCAAACGUUAUUUCAUUUGCGAGUGUGCCUAAAAUAUGAAUAUUUAGUUUACGAAUACAAAA
This is a messenger RNA of Drosophila sulfurigaster albostrigata, 605 nucleotides long. RefSeq lists its product as uncharacterized. The transcript has 2 exons. The coding region runs from base 18 to 575 and encodes 185 amino acids. The record is from RefSeq and is a predicted model, not a curated record. Gene Ontology annotation, cellular component: external side of plasma membrane. NCBI's taxonomy places the organism in Eukaryota, Metazoa, Arthropoda, Insecta, Diptera, Drosophilidae. Gene Ontology annotation, molecular function: carbohydrate binding. Gene Ontology annotation, biological process: biological process involved in interspecies interaction between organisms.